This is a messenger RNA of Rotaria sp. Silwood2, 1317 nucleotides long. NCBI's taxonomy places the organism in Eukaryota, Metazoa, Rotifera, Eurotatoria, Philodinida, Philodinidae. The record is from the annotation of a GenBank genome assembly.
AUGGGUGAUACUGAUGAUUAUGAUAAUGAUUAUGACAAUGAAAAUGAAGAGCCCGAUAAUGAUCUGGAAAAUCAAUAUUAUUAUUCCGAAGCAUUAAAUGAAGAUGAUCCAGAUGCUGCUCUUGAAAGUUUUAAAAAUGUUCUUGCAUUAGAAAAAAAACUUGGUACAAAAGGUGACUGGGGCUUUAAAUCACUUGAACAAAUAGUGAAAAUUUAUCUGAAAAAGAAAAAUUUUAAUAUAAUGUUAACAAAUUAUAAAGAAUUAUUGACAUAUAUAAAAUCAGCUGUUACACGAAAUGAAAGUGAAAAAACGAUCAAUGCCAUUAUUGAUCAAAUAUCAACAUCAGAAAAAAUGGAUUUAAUAGAAAAUUUUUAUGAAAUAACAUUAGAUUCAUUAAAAGAAGCAAAAAAUAAUCGUCUAUGGUUUAAAAUAUACCUUAAAUUAGGUAAAUUAUAUGAUGAACAACAAGAUUAUAAUAAAUUACAAAAAAUUAUUAAAGAAUUAUAUAAAGCUUGUGAAAUAUCAGAAGGUACUGAUAAUCAACAUCGAGGUACACAAUUAUUAGAAAUCUAUGCAUUAGAAAUUCAAAUGCAUACAUCACAAAAAAAUAAUAAAAAACUUAAACAAUUAUAUGAAGCUUCGUUACAUAUUAGAUCAGCUAUUCCUCAUCCACUUAUUAUGGGUGUUAUACGAGAAUGUGGAGGUAAAAUGCAUUUACGUGAACAAGAAUAUGAAAAAAGUCAUACAGACUUUUUUGAAGCUUUUAAAAAUUAUGAUGAAUCAGGUUCACCACGUCGUAUAACAUGUUUAAAAUAUCUUGUUCUUGCUAAUAUGCUUAUGCGUUCAACAAUAAAUCCUUUCGAUUCUCAAGAAGCUAAACCAUAUAAAGAUAAUCCUGAUAUUCAAGCUAUGACAAAUCUUAUUGGUGCUUAUCAAAAUAAUAAUAUAAAAGAAUUCGAAACAAUUUUACAUAAAAAUCGACAAACAAUUAUGGAUGAUCCAUUUAUUCGUGAACAUAUUGAAAUACUCUUACGUUCAAUACGUACGAAAGUUUUAAUUAAAUUAAUAAAACCAUAUACUAAAAUACGCAUUCAAUUUAUUGCACAAGAGUUAAAUAUUGACAUCGAAGAAGUUAUAAAUUUAUUAAUAUCUUGUAUACUUGAUCAAACCGUACUAGGUAAAAUCGAUCAAGUUAAUCACGUACUUGAACUUGAUCAACAACAAAAUAUUCAAGGUUUACAUCGUUAUCAGGCUAUUUCAAAAGUUGCUUCACAAUUACAAACUGUUCAACAAACAAUUCUUCAGCAAUUUAAGUGA